UGGUUCCUGUGGCACUUGGGGUUGGAGUUGCCAGUUGCCCCUUGCCAGUUGCCAGUUGGUUGCCGGGGUGCAUUCGGAUCGGAGCAGUUGUUGUCAGUCGUUGCGAUCGCCAGGUUAACGAAGGUUGUGCCGCGGACAGUCGCAUCCCAUCCCAAACCCUAUCCCAGAACGUAGCCAGAGUAUCUAUCAGCCAUGUCGGGCAAGCUGAUUAUGAAGCGCAAGCGUGCGGAUCAGCCGAGCAGGAGGCAGCAGGAGCAGCAGCCGGAGGAGGAUCAACCACAGCAGCAGCAGCAGCAUAUACAAAAUCAGGAAGAGUUAGAGGAGCAAGCAGCGCAGGAGAAGCGCCACCGACCUCUGACGCCACCUGCCGAGCAGCCAUCCGAAGGAUCCGAGGAAGAUUCACCCAACAGAAUUCUGCUCGAGGCACUGCAAAAGAUCAUGGAGCUGCAGUCGGAGCUGGAUGCCUUCGAGCAGGAUCUGGAUGAACGCGAUGGCUACCAAGCGGCAGAGGCUGAUCAAGAGGAGGACGAGGAGGAGGAGGAGGAUGAUCAGGAAGAAGAGAGCGUAGAGGAUGAAAACCUGGACGCCGAAGUAGCUGCCCAAUUCGCACCAGCCACUCCUACUCCUGGAGAGCGCAGCCAGGCCGAGGCUCUUGGCUUCGCCAUGUGCGCCCGUGAGACUCUUCUGUUCCUGCAGAGCGAGGGCAUCCCCACCGAGUCGCCGCUGUACCAGACGCUCCUCGGCAAGCUGGUCGGCCAGAGCGAUGGCCUGCUGCAUGCCUAAUCGAGAGCCGAACGAGCCGGGCCUCCGCCCCUCAUUCUAGUCACUUUGCUGCGAUCUCAUUGCAAGUAAAACGAGAGGGAAUCCUAGGGGUUGAUCACAUCCGAACUACGGGGUGGGUGUGUCACCCAGGUAUCCCAUCCGCAUAAUCCUAAGCUGUUUACUCUAGUCAAUUAUUGUGAAGCAAUAUAAAAACGAGCGAAAAACAACGA
Molecule: messenger RNA, 992 nt
Organism: Drosophila subobscura
Lineage: Eukaryota; Metazoa; Arthropoda; Insecta; Diptera; Drosophilidae
Product: glutamic acid-rich protein
Exons: 1
Coding region: 193-783 (196 amino acids)
Source: RefSeq, a predicted model, not a curated record